Molecule: messenger RNA, 392 nt
Organism: Anopheles stephensi (Asian malaria mosquito)
Lineage: Eukaryota; Metazoa; Arthropoda; Insecta; Diptera; Culicidae
Exons: 2
Coding region: 97-321 (74 amino acids)
Source: RefSeq, a predicted model, not a curated record
ACAGAGCGACGGUGUGCUGCAGCAAAAAGCAAACCAAAACAAAACAUCCGAGCGCGAUAGAAGAUUCAUAAAAAGUAGGCCAUAAAGGAUACGGAAAUGACCGAUUCCGUGGUUUCUAACCGGCACAAGGACUGCAUGCCCUGCCGGUUGAUCAGCGGAUUCGGGGUGAUCGGUAUGGGACUGUACAUCGCGCUGCAAGCCCAGAAAAGGCCGAACUGGUUAGGUCGUUAUAGCAUGUUCGGCAUUGCUACCGCUGCCGGAAGCAUAGGAAUUGCACGCUUGUUGGAUGUUUAUCCGUUCGGCGAAAGAUCGCCGAAAUAGCUCGAGCUGAGUUUACUGUUAAAAUAAAGUUGCAUUCACACUCACACACCGGUCCCGUUUGGUUUGCCAAA